Messenger RNA from Saprolegnia diclina VS20, 1035 nucleotides. RefSeq lists its product as hypothetical. The coding region runs from base 1 to 1035 and encodes 344 amino acids. The record is from RefSeq and is a predicted model, not a curated record. The transcript is spliced from 3 exons. NCBI's taxonomy places the organism in Eukaryota, Oomycota, Saprolegniomycetes, Saprolegniales, Saprolegniaceae.
AUGCUCGUGGGGCAGUUCCUCUCGCGAAGCAUCUGCAAUGCAGUGGGCUACGCGUACCCGAUCUACAUGUCGGUCAAGGUCGCGGCCAAGGACGACGCGGCCGAGGAGCAGAUCCAGUGGGUCGUCUUCUGGACAGUCAACGCAUGCUUCUCGGUCUUUGAGAUCAUUGCGGACCGCCUCGGCAGCUUCAUUCCGCUCUACUACGAGGCGAAAGUGUGCAUGAUGGCGUGGCUCGCGCUGCCCUACUUUCGCGGCGCGACGCAAAUCUAUGAGAAGCUGCUCGCGCCCAACUUUGUCAAGUACGAGCAGUCGCUCGACGCCUCGAUCGAUUUGGCCAGCGACAAGCUGUCGCAACUCUGUCGCGAGGCCGCGUCCCUCGCGAUCCAGAAAGGCUCGGGGGCCAUCGUCCAGGGCCAGCAAUACAUUGUCAUGCAGGCCAUGCAGCAAGCGUGGAACCGACCGACAAGUCCAACAAGCGCGCCGGUUGCAGUCGUGGCCAAGACGCUCGAGCUAGAGCCCAUUGCUGUGCCAUCGCCACCCAAGCAGCCGACGACGUACGAGCCAUCAGCGCCUCCGACGGGACCGCCCUCCCGCCAAGAGAAGGAAGCCGAGCUUCUCGUGCAUUUUCGAAUUCUCUUGUCGCGCGGACUCAAAGUCCGCCAUGGCACCAAGUCGCGCUUGCUGCGGCUGAGUCCAUUGGGCACGCACUUGUAUCUCGAGUCCAAGGCGCACCGCGGCGCCGCGGCGCCCGUCGUCCUCAGUCUUCUCGCUGUCGCGACCGUCGACGCCAAGGACAAUGCUUGGUUCAAGAUGGACACGACGACGAUCCACCACACACUGACCUUGGACGCCGAAGCCAAGAAGACGCGCGACUUGCUUGUCGCAGGUCUCCGCCUGCUCGUGCUCGCCUUCCAGAAGGAAGCCAAGCGCCCGCUGGCACGAGUCGCGCACCUCCGCGCCCGCCACGUGACGCAGUUGGCCUUCGAUAUGCUGCUCGACCAUGUCAACCGCGCCAAGCUCCAACGCUCGUUUUAA